GGACAGGCGGCGGCGGCGGCGGCGGCGGAGCUUGCGUCACCCGCAGUGUGGGUGACGUUGUUGCCGGUGGGCUGACGCGUUGUGGACGUCCGCCCCGACGCGCAGCGUCUCCGGAACGGGGAGUCCAACAAGUUACGGAGUCCGCGAGCCGUGCGGCGACCGGGCGCGCUCUUUACUUGACCACAUAUUAGGCGCUCCACGCCACAUGUAUUUAUUCAUAGGCACGCGGUACGAGCGGCAGCGGCGUUGUUGUUGUUGCUGCGUUGCUUACCCAUGUUGUUGCGUUUUAAGCUGUGCGCAUGGAUGAUUUUAAAGGCUGUGGGGGGACCUCGAUUGCGAUCCGGAGCAGUCUUGUGUGCAACGUCCGCCGUAGCUUCUUGCUCGCCGCUGUAAUCUCGCGUUAACUAAAUAAUAAUAACAACAAUCUUUCGUCGCGUUCGUCAUGGACGCAUCGGCAGGGUUCUAAUAAUAUCGCGCGGGGCGGCGGGGUUUCAAUGAUCGUUCAGAUCCAGACGUCGUCGCGCUGAUCAUCGCAAUGAUGUGAGCAGGAGGAAGAGCAAGAGGAAGCACUUCAAGCCUCCUUAAGACCAAACAGUAGAUGCAUUCUCGGAAGGGGGAGAUCUUUUGUUGUUGUUGUUGUGGUGUUGUUGAUCUGGUCCGUGCAACUGCGUGCACACAACACAACAGUGUAAGCGUCGAGGAUUUUUUUUGUCUCCUCGGCGUUUAUCCGAGAUUAAUCAUUAAUCACACCUCGAUCAUCCGAAGCAUCGGCGAAUAAGCAAGUGGCGUAGUGGUGUUAAUCGGCAAGGACGUACAGGAAUCAACAUCCCCCCCUCUUGUUGUUGUUGUGGUGGUGGCGGGCGGGCAGCCCGUGACCAUCAGGGGGCUCUGAAUCUGGCAAGAGAGGACCCACGACGACUGUUCAGCCUGGUAAAGAGCACCAGGCAAAGAGGAUUUAAAGGACGAAGAACUCCCUCCCUCCCCCCCACCCCGGGGUGUCAGGAUCUGUGUGAAGAAGAGGGAGGAGGAGGAGGAGGUUAGGGGAGAGGGGUGGUGGAGCCGGGCAUCUCUUACCGCUGCGGUAGAGCAGAGCCAUCUGGCCAUAGUGGCCAUCUGGCCAUUGUAGCCCCCCACAUCUGUUUGGGGAGGAGCAGUUCGGCUCUGCCGGAGAGACCUGGGACUGUAGUGGGGGGGGGGGGGGGGGAUGGGGAUAGCUGCUGAGUACCACGGACUCGGAUAGCAUCGUGGUGAGAAGAUAAUCUUUGUGAAGAGGACAAAGGCCCGGGGAGAAGCCGCCAUCCCCUGGCUACCGCCGUGGAUUUGUGACCGUCUGGAACGUGCGGAGACGGACCCUGGAGCAAGACCAAUCGUCCCCCCCCCCCCACACACAAUCUCGUGGAGUGGCCGAGGACGCGGAUCGGACGGUUGCUGGUAGUGGAGUUCCUGGAGGAAGCGGUGUUAGAGGAAGUGGAGGUGGAGGAGGAGGAGCAGCAGCAGCAGACGACACAAUGGCGGGCCUGCUGUGCCGUCUGCUUGCCGCCGCCUUGCUGAGCCCCGCCGCGUGGCCCGGCGCCUCCUCGGCCACCGACAAGGAAGAGUCGUGGUACACGGCCUUUGUGAACAUCUCCUACGUGGAACCCGACAGCCGGGAGCCACGCUCGGAGCGCACAGAGUGCGGCCGCUACGGGGACGACUCUCCCAAGGUGGAGGCCAGGGGCAUCUUGCUGGCCCCCACGGGAGACCGCUCGGCCUGCGACCCGGCCACCACCCGCUUCAAUGUCCCGGUGCUCCCGCCGUCAUCGGCUCAGCAGCUGCAGCAGCAGCAGCAGCAGAACCAUGGACCAGGGCAACGGCUGCGGGCAGGUAGCGGUGGUGGUUCUAAGGCUGCCCCUGUGCCAUGGGUGGCACUGAUCUCCAAAGAGAACUGUUCGGUGCGGGACAAGAUUCUGCGCGCCAUGGCGUACAACGCCUCAGCUGUGGUGAUUGCCAACGGGCCCGGCACGGGAAACGAGACCACGGCCAUGCACCACAAAGGACAGCCAGUCCAGUACAUGGGUUGUCUUUUCAUUGAAGUCCAUUACGAUGUUGAUAUCGAAGACACGGGCGAAAUCGUGGUCAUCAUGGUCACGGAACUCAAGGGGAGAGAGAUGAUGUCUCUGCUCGAGCGAAACAUCACGGUCAUGGUGCACGUCACGGUGGGCACGCGCAACGUGCAGAAGUUCGUCAGCCGGACGUCGGUGGUGUUCGUCUCCAUCUCGUUCAUCGUGCUCAUGAUCAUCUCGUUGGCGUGGCUCGUCUUCUACUAUGUCCAGAGGCUACGCUAUGCCAGCGCGCGCGACCGCCACCAGAGGAGACUGGGAGAUGCUGCCAAGAAGGCAAUGACUAAACUUCCACUGAAAACCAUCAAGAAAGGGGAUCAGGAAACGGAACCUGACUUCGACAACUGUGCAGUUUGCAUUGAAGGUUACAAGCCCAACGAUGUAGUACGGAUAUUACCUUGCAAACACCUGUUCCACAAAGCGUGCGUGGACCCCUGGCUGCUGGACCAUCGCACGUGCCCCAUGUGCAAACUCAACAUCCUCAAGGCUCUGGGCUUCCCCACGAGUCCUGAGCCGGGGGAGGAGCUCCCUCCGCCGGCAGUGGGUGUGUCCGCCAUGGCGGCGCUGGCAAAUCGCAACGCGCACGAGGGCGGGGCGGCGGGCGGCGGGGCGAUGGCGGGCAUCGGCAGGGUGCACGGUGGUUACGUCGGCCGAGGGAUCGGCGGCGGAGGAAGCGGCGCCGGCUCGGGCAGCGACAGCAGCCUCAACCUGGAGCCGCCGCAAUACGAAGAGGUGGUGCAGGUGGCGCACGUGGAGCCCACGACGCCCUCCACGCCGCACAGCGACGCCGACAUCGACUUCCAUGACGACGAAGAACGCCUGGUGAGAGACCGGAGCUCGUCUCAGCCCAUCACGGUGGAGAUCAGACUGUCUGACAUCGACCUCGCCGACCAAAGCCCUCGCGGGCAAGAAAUCCUCUCGUGACCGCGACGUCGUGCGAGAAUUGGGAGCACUGGGUUCCACUUUUCUUUUUGGGUUGUGGUUUUGUUUCGGUUUUUUUUAUUUUGAUGGCAAUGUUAGCACAAGAUGGCUGCCACAUCUUGAUGUACAAAAAAUCCCAGGCUGAGGCCGUUUACAUGCCUGAAAAUCGCGCCUCUGAAAUUGUGAACUGCUUCUUUGCUUGUAGAGAGCUACGUAUGACUUGUAAAUGUAAAUUAUUGCCGUCGAAAUGACGUUGCUGUUUUUAUAACUGUGGUACACAUGCCGUAGUUAAUGUGCUGAGCCAACAGGUCUAUGAUUCAUGCUUAAAUAUUGCUGUUACCUAGAGAUUUUAUUGUUUCUAUGGUUGAGGUUUGGAGGUUUAAAACGUUUUAUUUUAUGUGCAUUAAACACUUUAUUUGGAUGGGUAAUGCUAAGCUUGUCUCCAGCCAAAAAAAUCUCUACUUCUUUGUGAAAUAUUUGACUGUGAGUGCAUUUACACAACUUUUGUUACAUUUUAUUGGGAAUCUAAAUAAAAUGUUUAUGCCCGAUCCUUGCCGCUGUCAUCACUGUUAAGUAUGCUGAGCUUGCACGGUAUAAUGUAAGAGAACACGCAGAACAAAAUGUACAACUUUUUUGUUAUUUUCAUUUCACCGAGUCAGGUAAAGGCCACUUGUUCAAACAUGUAUUAGUGGCAUUGCCCCAGAAUACAGUAAAAGAAAAAAAUCGCACGCAAAGGUACAAUGCUCAUUAACCACAUACAUUUUUUAUGAAAAGCAGGCUUUUUUUUAAACACUCCUAAACAAUUUUUCUUUGUAAUUGCUAAAAAAAAUAUAUAUAUAGAUUCCCAAGACACUGCGCUUUGGGUUGUUGGACCAAUUCUUGAACUGCUGUAGCUCAAGCAAGGCUUUGGGCUGCCAGGAUAAACCCCCACACUUGCAAGGGGAUAUCACUCAAAACUAUGGGGAGAGAUCAGUAAGACUUGUAAUUGUAAAUUAUUGAGAACAUUGUUAUUUAAUUACGGUCUACAUGCCAUGUUGUGUACUAAUGACCAGACAGAAAUGUUUUUUUUUACAAUAAACACUAAUUAUAAAA
Petromyzon marinus (sea lamprey) is the source of this 4112-nucleotide messenger RNA. RefSeq names its product RING finger protein 150-like. The record is from RefSeq and is a predicted model, not a curated record. NCBI's taxonomy places the organism in Eukaryota, Metazoa, Chordata, Hyperoartia, Petromyzontiformes, Petromyzontidae.